UAAAAAAGCAAAGCAUUGAAAUUAUGAAGGAAAAUUAAAUGAUUCCCAAUGACAAUAUUUUAUUGGAAAGUUGCAAACGAUAAGACCAAAACCCUGUCAAAAUCAUCUCUCUCUUGGAUGGAGCAUUAAUAUAUAAAAAAAAAAAAAAAAAAAUAAUGGGAGAGGGAUUCAAAGAAACAUAGUCGAAAGAUUUAUGGUUGAUUUUUGCAGCAUCUUCCUUCUUACUUCUACAUUGCAUUGCGUUUGGCAGUUCAUCUUCGGUAGCUGUAGUUUAGAAAAUGAAGGGUCAAUUGUCAUGGCUUUUUGGGGUCAUGAUUUUGAUGGCUGCUAUGGCAGAAACCCAGAUGCUGAAAAUAUCAAACUACCAGUUUGGGCCAUUUGACAGUUCCUACUACAACAGAUUGGCAGUUCUAAAGCCAGCUACAAUCAGCAACGAUGCCCUUCAAAUCACCCCUGAUUCCAUUGGUAAUUUCAGUCUCAGCGACAGGUCUGGCAGAAUCUUCCUCAAUCAAACUUUCAAGCUCUGGGAUGGAGAUCCCAAGGAAACAGCAGUUUCCAGGGUGGCUUCAUUUAAUACUUCUUUUCUUAUCAAUGUUUUUCGAGUUAAUGACUCUGUUCCUGGAGAAGGUCUUACUUUCCUGAUCGCCCCUGAUCUCAUCCUUCCUCCUGGUAGUUCUGGCCAAUAUCUAGGAUUGACAAACUCAUCCACCGAUGGCCUUUCUUCCAACAAUUUUGUAGCCAUCGAACUCGACACCUAUAAACAGGAUUUUGAUCCAGAUGACAACCAUAUUGGUCUAAACAUCAACAGUGUUCAUUCUAACAAGACUGUGUCUUUGUACGAAUUUGACAUCCAAAUUGCUCCAAAUGGUACCAAGUUUUACGUCGUGUGGAUCGAAUAUGAUGGUAAAAACAAGUCAAUAAAAGUUUACAUGGCAGAGCAGGAGCAGUUGUCUUCGCCAACACCUUCCAAACCCUCCACUCCUGUCCUCAGUGCUGAUCUUGAUCUCAGCAGCUUUGUCAAACAGAACUCUUAUUUGGGUUUUUCGGCAUCAACAGGGAGCCAUGUUCAGCUCAACUGUGUGCUCAGAUGGAACUUGACUAUGGAAGUGCUUCCUGGUGGGAACAAAGUAAAAAAUUGGUUCAAGAUUGGAUUGGCAAUUGGAGUUCCAGCAGUGGCACUUUUCCUGCUUGGAAUUGGAGGGUUGACUUAUUAUUGGUACAAGAAAUGGAGGGCCAGAUCUGACCCUAACAUAUUAGGAGCACUCAAGAGUCUUCCGGGGACUCCCAGGGAGUUCCGGUUUAAAGAUCUGAAAAAGGCUACCAAUAAUUUUGAUGACAAGCAUAAGCUGGGUCAGGGUGGAUUUGGGGUGGUCUAUAAAGGGCUGCUGCAGAAGGAGAAUCUGGAAAUUGCAGUGAAGAAGUUUUCCAGGGACAUUAAGGGUAAAGAUGAUUUCUUGGCUGAGCUUACUAUCAUCAACCGCUUGCGCCACAAGCAUCUUGUCCGCUUGCUAGGAUGGUGUCACAAGAAUGGUCUGCUGCUUUUAGUGUACGAUUACAUGCCAAAUGGGAGCUUAGAUACUCAUAUAUUUUGUGGGCCGGAGAAUACAACACUUAAUUGGAAUUUAAGGUACAAAAUUAUAUCAGGAGUAGCAUCAGCUCUACACUAUCUUCACAAUGAAUAUGACCAAAAAGUGGUGCACCGCGACCUUAAGGCUAGCAACAUCAUGCUGGACUCCGACUUCAAUGCCCGGUUAGGCGAUUUCGGAUUGGCUCGGGCCUUGGAAAAUGAGAAAACUUCUUAUGCAGAGCUGGAGGGAGUGCCUGGCACCAUGGGAUAUAUUGCCCCAGAAUGUUUUCACACUGCCAAGGCUACCAGGGAGUCUGAUGUUUAUGGCUUUGGGGCAGUGUUGCUAGAAGUGGUUUGUGGGCAACGUCCAUGGACUAAAAUAGGUGAAUUCCUGCUGUUGGUAGAUUGGGUUUGGUGGCUACAUAGAGAAGGGAGGAUACUUGAGGCAGUGGAUGAGAGGUUAGGUAAUGACUAUGUUGUUGAAGAAGCUGAGAGAUUGUUGUUACUUGGUCUAGCAUGUUCACAUCCUAUUGCUAGUGAACGGCCUAAAACUCAGGCAAUCUUCCAGAUUUUAUCAGGGUCCAUGGCUGUGCCGCAUGUUCCACCGUUCAAGCCAGCUUUUGUUUGGUCUUCUAUGCCUGGACCUGGCAGUUUCAGCAUCACCUCCUGCAGCGUGACUAAAACUGCUGAUAUCACUCCUAUCUCAUCAGGAUGGACUCCACAAUACAUUAGCAGAGAUGUUCAAGGUGAAUUCAGUGACAGCAACUCUCUCAUGUGACAAAUAAUGAUGGCUUUGAUUCAACAUGUUUUUGUUAAAAAGAGAAUCCACUUCUUCUUUUUCUUUUUUUCUUUUUUUUUUUUUACUAUUUUUUCUUUAGCUUUUCUUGUACUAGGGAAGUGGGAAAGUCCAUGCUUACUAGCUUCACAAUAAUCUGAUUCAAUGUUCCUUGUGUUUUUUUUUUGGUUUGAUUUAUGAUUGGGGAGGGACUGCAAACGUACAUUCUGGAUUAUAUAUAUUGUUCUGUUUCCCUAUUUUUUAAAAAUAAAGUUGUAUAUUUGAAAAAAAUUAUUUAAUAAUCAAGUGGGGAAGUCUGAAGAGAAGGGAUUUGAAUUUUGAACUUUAAUCC
Durio zibethinus is the source of this 2694-nucleotide messenger RNA. Its product is annotated as putative L-type lectin-domain containing receptor kinase S.5. NCBI's taxonomy places the organism in Eukaryota, Viridiplantae, Streptophyta, Magnoliopsida, Malvales, Malvaceae. Gene Ontology annotation, molecular function: carbohydrate binding; protein kinase activity; ATP binding. The record is from RefSeq and is a predicted model, not a curated record. Gene Ontology annotation, biological process: protein phosphorylation.